This is a messenger RNA of Penicillium cinerascens, 3270 nucleotides long. RefSeq lists its product as uncharacterized. Gene Ontology annotation, molecular function: monoatomic ion channel activity. The transcript has 2 exons. The record is from RefSeq and is a predicted model, not a curated record. NCBI's taxonomy places the organism in Eukaryota, Fungi, Ascomycota, Eurotiomycetes, Eurotiales, Aspergillaceae. Gene Ontology annotation, biological process: monoatomic ion transport; transmembrane transport. Gene Ontology annotation, cellular component: membrane. Bases 1 to 3270 code for a protein of 1089 amino acids.
AUGCUGGCCUCUUUGCUUCGUCCAAAAGGCCGGCGGGGUCGCAUUGAUCAGACUCCCUUUUCCUCCCCUUUCACACCCAGUGAUACCUCUCCAUGGUUUCGAGCGGCCGCGCAACGCGGUCUGCGACGCAAUCCGAAUGCCGACCACAGCAGCGAAGACGACGCGCCAGAGCUGGAAGAGAUCGACGAGGGAAUGGAUGAGGACUGGGUGGGGGAAGAGGACGAGGAGGACGAUGGGCCAGUCGAGUCAACCCCUCUUCUUCCCAUGUUUUCUGCCUCGCAUUUGGAUGCUUUACCCGUGUACGAUAUCACCCACGCCAUUCGUCCCCUCAUCGCCUCUCGCUGUGAGACGACUUUGACCUGGGACCAACUGCGUUCGCCGCAGGUGUCCCAGUUCCUCGUCAAGCCGAUCCAGCAAAAAAUAAUGUCGGCACACUUUUCACGAGCCACCCUCUAUGCUUUGAUGGCCAAUUGCCUGCAGUUCGAAAAAGAAAUACAACUUAAUCCCGGAAACAGCGGUGCUAGCCAGACCAGGGCGAUGGUGAGCGAGCUGCUUGCUAUCAAGUUAUUGCGGGAAUACACAACCAGAGAAUUGGUCGACGCCUUGUCAUAUGAGUUCUUCCCUCUCCAGGGCCAGGAUCCCACAACUGUAUGGUCAUCUGGCCCCCAGGGAAAGCGAUUGGCAGGCUCGGCCCGCGUAUCGUGUCUGGAGGUGGCUAUUCGUGCCCAGGCCAAACGAUUCCUAGCCCAUCCGGUGGUUGUGCAGCAAUUGGAGGCCAUUUGGGCGGGCACCAUCAUCUUCCAUUCUGCCGCCGAUCACCUACAUCGGCGGGUUAACAGAAAUCCCGCUGGCGAGCUGGAAUAUGGGACAUCGGCCGAUCAGAAUGGAAACCAGGUACCCGUCCCUGGAAGUGCGGCGCUCCGGCGCUCCGUGACUCUGUACAACCCCCGCGACGCAUCAUUGUUCAAGCUCUCCCGGUUGCGAGUUCCGCGCUAUCGACAAUUUCUCUCGACAUUAUCUUUCGCGGUGCUACUAGGACUCUUCUUGGCGGUUCUGGAACAACGCAGCCGGUCGAUCACAUCCCUCGAGAUAGUAUUCUGGUUCUGGAGUGCAGGAUUCAUGCUGGACGAGAUUGUCGGGUUCAAUGAGCAGGGAUUCAGCCUCUAUCUCAUGAGCUUUUGGAAUCUUUUUGACUUGGGGAUAUUGUUACUGCUCUUCUGUUACUACUGCCUGCGGAUCUACGGAGCCUUCUUGACAUAUCCGCGAAACCGUGAGUUGGCCGACCAAGCAUACGACAUCCUGGCUGCCAAUGCAGUACUCCUAUUUCCGCGCCUCUUUUCGAUUCUUGACCACUACCGCUAUUUUUCGCAACUGCUGAUUGCGUUUCGCAUUAUGGCGUCGGACCUGAUCGCGGUAUUCGUGCUGAUCGUGAUUGCAUGCAGCGGCUUCUUCGUUGCCUUCUUGUCCUUUGGAAAUGAUAACUCCCCGAAAACGGUGGCCUACGCUUUGUUCCAGUUGCUCAUGGGUUUUACGCCCACUGCCUGGGCAAUGUGGGAAGAGUACAACUUCGUGGGCAAGAUAAUUUUGACGGUCUUCCUUUUUAUAUGUCACUUCGUGGUAGUGACUAUACUGAUCACGGUCCUGACCAACUCCUUCAUGAGAAUUGUUCAGAAUGCCAACCAAGAGCACCAAUUCUUGUUUGCCGUCAAUACAAUCUCCAUGGUCAAAUCCGAUGCCCUCUUCUCCUACGUGGCCCCGGCAAACAUCAUCGCUUGGCUUGUUACACCUCUGCGAUCCGCGAUACCGUUCCGCCAAUUCGUCAAACUCAACCGGACGAUAAUCAAAAUCACCCAUUUACCAAUCCUAUUCACCAUCUGUUUCUACGAAAAGACAUUUCUCUCUGCCCGAGUAGUUGAGCCGAUGAAUCUGGUCGAAAACACGACCCGUGAGGAAGCAUCAGUCCACCCACAAAACUGGCGACCCACUCGUCUUCGUGGGUUUAGCUCGAGGGUACACCGUCUGGUGCGAGAGCCAUCCGUUGCGACAUACCAAAAAGACCAGGCAUUAGAGGAAGUAUUCCGAAGGCCGUUUGGAGACGAGGGCAUGCGCGAGCGGCCUAGCAGCCCUCAUAAGUGCCAGACAAACAACGUGAUCAAAGAUUGGAUGCAGGAGAUCGGCUCUGGUCCGGCUCAUACCCCCGACGACCAAGAUUCAGCCGUGCUGGAGAUGCCGCCGCGUCGACCUCGGCUCCCGUACCGAAAGACAUUGACUGCGCAUGGACGCAUCUUCACCGAAACUACUCGUUCGGUGGCAUCAAAUCCCGAAGAUCGAGUCAGUCAUAUUGUUAGCCCCGCGUUCCGACCUCGUCGCGAACCGAUCUCGCCUACUCGCACUCGGCAACUCUCCCAGCAUACAGAUAUGGAGGGCGAUGACGAGCUUACCAGUGACGAUGCAGACUCGCAUGGCAAACAGUCUGAUAAAGAAUCCAUUGUUGACGACAACCAUAUUGAAAGCAUCGAAAAGACCACCCCCAAGUUUUACAGCUCUCGACCAUCCACUGCGCGAGUGUCACGCCGUGGCAGCCCCACACGCCGGCCCAAGCAUGCCCGAAAUGCCUCCGGCAUUACCAUGCUCUACAAUCCAAUCGGCUCCCUGAAUGAAGGAACGGAGGGCCGAACCACCCCUCCACGACCAAACGACGACUCUUCCGAGGAUGAGCUUCCCGCUCCUGUGUCUGCAUCUGUAGAUCAAGGUACGAUGAGGAAGCAUAUGUUGAAUGCGAUCCUGGCUCGCAAUACCUCCGUCGGCUUGAACCCAAUGUCUGUUCCGGAGAUGGACUAUCUCUCUGAUCGUCCUUCUGCACGACGACAGCGCUCUCUGCUCUUUGAUCUAGGAUCUGAUCUGGGAGAUAAUCGAGCAGUGGCCGGUGGCUUUGGGGGCGCCAUCCCAGGCAGCUUCAAUACUCAGAUAGCACUCGCCACCGGGGGUCUCCACCGAGAUGUGCCUAAUCAAGACAUGCUGAGCAAGUUAGUUCUGGCUCGUAUGAACAACAUUGAAGAAGGCUUCCGUGAGGUGAUCAAGGAAGUCAAAGAUCUCGCACGUGGUGGGUCCAGUCGCAGCCGCAGUCACAGCCGGCCCGAUCAGCUUCGAGCAGUCGGACGCGAAAAGGAAAAGAAGAAGCGAGGGGAGAAGAAAGAUUUGAAAAAGCGCAGGCCUAACUCGGAGGCGAGUGGACCCGGGCGCGACGGGAAACCCGACGAGGAAGCGUAA